UUUUCGUAGUUUAGUAACAGUGUGGAUAGUUUUCCACUUCUAUUUUAGGACAUUGUAAUAUAUAUAACCAACGUUAUAGGUUAACUACCCACAGAAAUUAGUUAACUACCCACAGAAAUUAAGUGAAGCAGACCUAUAUAGCUGUAUAUAACGUGACUGGAGAAUGAAAUUGGCAUGGUUCGCAUUCAUUACAUGCUUAGUGGCCUUUGCUUGCAACCACAGUAGUGCCGGUAAAACGGGCAAGAACUGCCCUGCCGGAAUCCCACUUUGUCGGUGCCGCAAGAAGGGAACAGUGGUAUGCAUGAAAAGUAACUGCUUGAAACGAUUGCCCACCGGUAACAUUACUUUUGAAGAAGGCCUCAAGAUUACAGGCAUCGUAGUUUCCAGACAGCGUAGUUUUCGUGUGAUUCGGUCACGUGAUCUUGCAGUGUUGCCGAACUUAAAAAGUGCUCGCUUCUUCAAUAAUGGAAUCUACGCAGUGUUGCACGGAGCAUUUUCGAACGUUCCAAAUCUGAAAAGGUUAGACCUGCAUAAGAAUAUGCUAAGCGCUGUUCCCAACGAGAUACGCUCCUUGCCAAAUCUUAAAAGUCUCAACUUAGGUGGUAACAAGAUCAAGUCUAUUCGACCAGACGUCUUUGUCGGAAAUCCCCUUCUUAAGAAACUAAUAUUAAAAAGAAAUAGAAUUGAAACUUUCCCCAGCUCUCUACCACCAUCGCUGGCGAAAAUUUCAAUAGGCGAUAAUUUAAUUCCACGUUUUGGGGACUUGCGGUAUUUGAAAGGUUUGAAGAUUAUAAAAGCAGAACAAAAUCGACUGACAAGUAUUGGUGCUGACCUAUUGCCUUCUUCGCUCGUUGAACUGAGCGUCUGUAGAAACCGAUUAACUUCCACCAUUGAAUCUUUAGACGUGAGCAAUUUGAUGCAUCUGCGUCGACUUAUGUUGGGUGGAAAUAUCGGGAUUGGUCCAAUUACUCAAAACACGUUUUUCCGCGGUAUCAACAGCUUACAAGAGCUUGGAAUCGGGCAUUCUAACAUUGAUGUUAUUCACCCUGAUGCAUUCGCAUGUUUAGCUCACCUCAGAGUGGUGGAUAUGGGAGGCAACCUUCUCAGAAAAGUGAAUUUCGAUUGGUUCCAUUCCAAUAUUAAUCUCCGUGAGGUUAAAGUUUCCGGGAAUCCGUUGGAAUGCAACUGUGAGUUGGUUUCCUCUCUUGAAAGUCUCAAUCGGAAAAUUCUGAAUUCGUUUCCAAGAGAUUCAACAGGAACGUUCAGGAGUUUUGCAAUUGAUUCAUCCCACAUCGUAUGCAACGACAUCGACAUGAGAUUGGCCACCAUGCAACAUGGGGAAAUGAAUAAAAACUACACCAGCAUUGUGAAAUCUCGUUGUACAAUUCAAGGUCCCAGUAGUGGAAAAAAACCAAUCUGUCGUCAUCUUGCAGCACCUAUUGCGUCAGUAGACAAAGUCGUUACUCGACCGAAACCGACCCUCUUUGCUACUCGCUUCAUUCCCAGCUCUACAAGAAGUACAGCAACCAGUACCCUACGACCCACAACCAGUACCUUACCACCGACAACUACAACCCUACCACCCAGAACCAGUACCCUACCACCCACAACUUCAACCCUACCACCCACAACUACAACCCUACCACCCACAACCAGUACCCUACCACCCACAACCAGUACCCUACCACCCACAACCAGUACCCUACCACCCACAACUACAACCCUACCACCCACAACUACAACCCUACCACCCACAACCACAACACUACCACCCACAACCACAACCACCACAAUACCGCAAACUACUACCUCUACCAAACUACCUGUAACUACCACCUUAGGAAACAAUGCUCCAGACAUCCAGGAACGUUUCUGUACGGACGAUGGCGUGACUUGCAUAUUGCCAUUUGUUUAUGAUGGAGUCAGUUACAAUGAGUGUGCUCCUUAUAGAUCAAGUACAACGUGGACGUGGUGCUAUACUGAUGAUGGUGGUACAUGGGAUUACUGUGCAAAGUGUCCGGAGUUAAACUGAUGAAAUGGAAAGCAACACCACAUAACUCUGUAAUGCAUGUGCAUUGUCGUCAAAGCUUACGCUUUUUGUUGAAACAGUCCAUAAUAAAAGUUCCAGUUUGCGCCUUAUAAGUGCACUAAAUAAUGCUUGUACUUGUAAAUAGGGCUUCUCUGCAUUGCAUUUUACACACACACAUAUAUAAGUACUGCACCCUUGCAGUACGAUAAUCUAUCUGUAAUCGCACUGUGAACAAAUGUUCCAACGAGUUCGAUUAAACACAGCAUAUUUAUGUUACUUCGUAAUACACUUUCAAGCAUAUUGUA
This is a messenger RNA of Ciona intestinalis (vase tunicate), 2334 nucleotides long. Lineage: Eukaryota; Metazoa; Chordata; Ascidiacea; Phlebobranchia; Cionidae. The record is from RefSeq and is a predicted model, not a curated record.